UCAGAAACCCUUCCCGGCAUCAAAAUGCAGCGUCAGCGCUCAGGUUCCGAUGAAAGAAUUCACAUAGUUACUCUAGAUGUGCGAAAUUACAGCCCUGACGAGGUCAGUCUACGAGUUGAGGGGGACAUCUUAGUCGUGAAGGCUAAACAUUACUCCGACGGGAACUUUGGUUUUGAACGCAGUGAGUUCCAGCGAACUUAUCCUGUCCCGCAAGAUGCAGAUCCCGCUAGCAUUACAUCAAAAAUAUCCAAGGAUGGUUAUCUGACUAUUGAAGCCACUAGAAAAAUUGUCAAGACAGAAGACGAUUUUCCGCUCGGAGGGUUUGAAACGCGCGCGGGAGAGGUAGCUCGAAUCGAUGAGAAGAAAUUCAGUGUGUUGUUAGAUGUGACAAACUUCGCGCCCGAGGAGAUCAAAGUGAAAGUUGUUGGCAAUGAAUUGACCGUUAGCGCAUCACACGAAUCCGAAACAGAGGGGCAUUACACUUCCCAGAAGUUUAAUCGUCAAUUCGUUUUGCCCAAAGACGUCGACAUGAAUUCUGUCGUGUCGCGUCUCACUGAUGAAGGAAAACUUCUGGUCGAAGCCGAAAGGCAAGCAUUGCCUCCCCCUAAGGAGAGAUUUAUCAGCAUUGAGAAGGGAAAAAAGGACUGAGGUGAACAGAAACAGUGCUGUAUGAGCUGACAUUGAGCGCCACGAAUUUAUUACUUUUUCGUCAAUUGAUAAAUUGUGAGCAGAAAGGUUUAAGUAACAAGAUAAUUUUUCAGUCUCCUAAACGAUGUGCGGAGCUAGCAUAAGUGUAUUUUGUAAUUUAGAGGAUUAGAUCACUAUUUCAGAGAAAAAUAGAUGAAAAUUUCUUCA
Molecule: messenger RNA, 855 nt
Organism: Pocillopora verrucosa
Lineage: Eukaryota; Metazoa; Cnidaria; Anthozoa; Scleractinia; Pocilloporidae
Product: protein lethal(2)essential for life-like
Source: RefSeq, a predicted model, not a curated record